AUGAGCCGUCUCGGGACACCGAAGAGCGACUCAUGCUCAGCGCAGAGGUGUUUGCAGAGUGUAUCGUUAAAUUUGGAGCAGUCUACGGAGACUUGGUACGCGUCCUUCUCUAAACGGGGGUUUAAAGGCACCGUUUCAUUCAGUCCUAGACGUGAGGAUGAGGAUAUGGGCUUGCACCGAACCGUGAGACACGAAAGUAAAACGACCGGGCAAAUCGCGGACUCGGAGAUGAACUAUCCCGAGUCUUGGGUCCUCGCAAACGGGUUGAAGCGGAGCGCGCACUUUCCCCCGUCCUCACAAUCCUCAUCAUCUGUCGAGGUUGCAGAUUCCGGCUUUAGCUGGGGUAAAAGCCCUUUUACCAAGCGCAAAGUUAAAGGGAUUAUUUACCGACAAGGAAAUAUAGGGAAGGUGAUGAUGGGGAAACUAAGGAGCGUCGGCGGGAUGAGGGGCUGGAUUUUUGCCCUUGUGUUCCUUUGGAAUACCCACAUGUUGCGCGCUCAAGAUAUCGCCCCAUACUUUAAAACCGAGGUAGGGGGUGCACAGACACACCUGGAGGGCAACAGACUUGUGCUCACCUGUCUGGCAGAGGGAAGCUGGCCACUGGAGUUCAGAUGGAUCAGAAACAACACAGAUAUCACUAAAUACACACCUGAGUACAGGUACACAAUUGUGUCGUUAAACCGCGAGGAUGCGGGACUGUAUCAGUGCGCGGUAAGGAACAGGAUGGGGGCGCUGAUCCAGACGAGAGCUGAUGUUUGCGUGGCUUACAUGGAUAGUUUUGCUGAUCUGGAACAGAGGAAGACAGUUUCUCAAGGAAGGGCUGCUGUCCUCAACCCUCCCGCUGUGGCUAGUUACCCACGCCCUCAGGUCACAUGGUUCAGAGAUGGCUACAAGAUCAUCCCUAACCAUCGAGUAGCAAUAACGUUGGACAAUCAGCUCGUGGUGUUGGGUGCAACAGCUGCGGAUGCGGGCCGAUAUUACGUACAGGCUGUAAAUGAACGCAACGGAGAAAACAAAACCAGCCCUUCCAUUUACCUGAGUAUAGCAAUAAACAAGAGGAAUCGUGGUUCUCUUGACAUUAUUGCCCCUGCUGAAUUGGUUGCCCCGGUGAUAGUGAUUGCACCUAAGAACACAUCAGUGGUUGCCGGGGCGAGUGAGGCUACUCUCGAGUGCGUCGCUAAUGCGAGAUCUCUCGACAGGCUGCAGGUGUUCUGGAAGCGUAAUGGGGUGAGACUAACAACAGGAGUGGACUCAUUUGGUCGCAGACUGGCCAUCAGUAACCCCACCUCAGCAGACAUGGGUGUGUAUGUGUGUGAGGCGGCACUCAGGAACAGCAGCCAGAAGAGUACAGAGGCCAAAGCAUAUCUCACCGUCCUCGAGUCCCCAUACUUUACGUCAAAGCCAAAGAGGACAGUUAUAACCGAAGUUGAGAAAAUCGUGGAACUUCAGUGUCAAGCCAAAGGGGUUCCCACACCAAAGCUGAAGUGGUGUAAGGAUGCCGUCCCCCUCUCCACACUGAAUAACCCACGAUAUAAGCUUACCUCCUCAAUGGUUCUGCAAAUACGGAGAAUUCAGCCGGACGAUGCCGGAAUAUUCCAGUGCUUUGCUGAAAACACGGCAGGAGAAAUCCAGGCAUAUACCAACUUGGUUGUCACAAGUGUAUCGCCAUCUUUCACCACUCCCCCUUCUGACAUCACGGUGACUGACGGAACAUCCGCUAUCUUCAGCUGUGAAACAUCUGGUGCCCCCAAACCUGCAAUUGUUUGGUGGAAAGAUUAUCAGGUGUUAGCGAGCGGAUCGGUUCAGAUGCCUCGCUUCACUCUGCUGGAAUCCGGAGGCUUACAGAUUCUGCCCAUAAUGCCAAUCGAUGCAGGGAACUACACAUGUUCGGCUUCUAACUCUGAAGGACUGGUCAAUGCCACUGCAGCCCUGACAGUCUUAAGUCGAACCUUCAUUUCAACACCCCCUGAAGACCAGCGUGUCAUCAAGGGCACGACUGCUGUGUUGAACUGUGCUGCAACUCACGACCCCAGAGUCACUGUCAGUUAUUCAUGGAAGAGAGGAACCCGGCCACUGAGCUUGUCGAUUGGUGGGCGAGUGUUGAUGAAGGAUGGUUCGCUCCACAUCAGCCAGACAUGGUCUGGAGACAUUGGAGACUACACCUGUAGGGUCAUUUCACCAGCUGGAAAUGACUCGAAAACCGCCCGACUAGAAGUCAUAGAGCUUCCUCACUCCCCGCGUAACUUGCAAGUGGCUCUGAAUAAGACAGACAGCAGGACGGUUCUUCUGUCCUGGGUUCGACCAUUUGAUGGGAACAGCCCUCUUCUGCAAUACAUUAUUGAGCUCUCUGAGAACAAUUCUCCAUGGAAGGUGUACAUGGCUGAUGUAAGUCCUGCACUAACUAGUUUGUUAGUCAGUGGUUUGACACCAGCAAGGACAUACCAGUUCAGAGUGUGUGCUCUCAAUCAGGUGGGACGUGGACAGUACAGUGCAGAGACGAACAGACUGAUGCUGCGAGAGGAACCACCCAGUGCGCCUCCAAAAAACAUUGUGGCUAGUGGCCGAACCAACCAGAGCAUUAUGGUCCAAUGGCAGCCACCCCCAGAACCUCAGCUCAAUGGAGUACUCAGGGGCUAUGUGCUCAGGUAUAGAUUGGCUGGUCUUCCUGGUGAGUUUCAGCUGAAGAACAUCACCAGUGCAGAGAUUAAUUACUGUCUGAUUGGAGAGCUCAUCAUCUGGACGCAGUAUGAGAUCCAAGUGGCUGCCUACACUGGAGCGGGCUUGGGGGUGUACAGCCAGUCUGUCUCUGAGUACACACUGCAAGGGGUCCCUACAGCGCCCCCUCAAGACGUGGAUGCUGUUUCGCUUAAUUCCACCACCAUCAAAUUCACCUGGACGCCUCCACCCCAACAGUUUAUCAACGGCAUCAAUCAGGGAUACAAGCUGCUGGUGUGGCCCGAACACUGUCCGGAAUCCAUUACCAUGGUAACCAUUGCCCCCGAGUUUCAUGGGUCACGUCACUAUGGCUACAUUAGCAAUUUAAAAAAGUUCAUGUGGUAUGAGACAGCGGUGUUGUGUUUCACCACGCCUGGUGACGGACCAGCUAGCACACCACAGCUCAUCCAGACGCAUGCUGACAAACCGGGCCCGGUGUCUCAACUGAGCUUCACUGAGAUCCUGGACACAUCUCUGAGGGUCAGCUGGCAAGAACCAGAAGACAAGAAUGGCAUUAUCACAGGUUACACUUUGUGGUGGGAGGAGGCCAGGCGGAACGAAAGCCGUGUAUCGCAAACCCUCUCCAACUCCACAUUGGCUCAUAAAGUGACUGGUCUUACUUCACUCACCACAUACACACUACAAGUAGCGGCCGUAACACAGGCCGGCACUGGUGUCCCCACCUCAUCGACAAUCUCAACAGGACUGCCACCAGAGCUUCCUGGUGCGCCCUCCAAUCUGGUUAUCUCCAACAUUAGUCCACGAUCCGCCACCAUAUGGUUCCGCCCCGGCAGUGAUGGAAAGACAGCCAUCUCCAAAUGGAUCGUGGAAGGACAGGUGAGGAAUGUGGGUGAUGAAGAGGAAUGGAAGGUGCUGUAUGAGAAAGACAGUCCACCCGCCUCCGACACUCUGGAGAUUCCCAACCUCAUCCCUUUUACCCAAUACAGAUUCAGGAUGAAGCAGGUGAACAUUGUGGGGUCAAGUCCCUUCAGUCAACCUUCUCGAGUGAUGCAGACCCUUCAGGCUAGUCCAGAUGUGGCCCCGACAGACCUCACUGUGUUCUCUGCCACUGAAACCAGCCUGAGGAUUCGCUGGGAGCCGCUUCCAGAGGCAGCUUACAAUGGAAAUCCUGAAAGUGUGGGUUACCAGGUUCGUGCACAGAGAGCUGACGGGCUUGGACAGACCCUGAUGGAGACGGUUUCUGAGCUGCUGUCUCGGGAGGUGACAAUGGAGGGCCUGGAGGAGUGGACGGAGUAUGAGCUGAGCGUUCAGGCAUUUAACGCUAUUGGGUCUGGGCCCUGGAGCAGUCCAGUCCUGGGCAAAACUAAAGAGUCAGUUCCCUCUGGUGCCCCAGAGAAUGUGAGUGCUGAAGCAAUGAGCUCCACAAGUAUACUCGUCACCUGGGGGUCAGUCUCUGAGCAACAGAAGAAUGGACACAUCCUUGGAUACAAGGUAUUGCACCGAGAGAACAAUUCUGAGCAGGCUCCCCAGGUCCAGCUGGUGAACGGGAACCAGACCCACUCUCUUCUUUUGCGGAACCUUAGCAAGUUCACCCUGCAUGAGGUCCAGGUGCUUGCUUUUACAUGUGUCGGAGACGGACCACCCAGCCUUCCCCCCACAAUCGAGAGAACCAAGGAUGACAUUCCUGGUCCACCUGUCAGGUUGGUGUUUCCAGAAGUGCGUUUGACGUCUGUGCGGGUUGUCUGGCAACCUCCCUCUGAGCCAAAUGGUAUUAUUAUGGGAUAUCAGAUUUCUUACCGUCUGGAUAUCAAUGACCCCAACAAGUUCACGACAGUGGAGGUGGGGUCCAACACACGACAGUUCACAGUGACAGGACUGAUCCCAGAAUCGGCAUACGUGUUCCAAAUCACAGCCCGCACACAAAAGGGCUGGGGACCAGCAGAGGAGGCCAUCGUCAUAACAACAGAAAAGAGAGCCCGUCCACAGCCACCUCGUAGACUGAACGUGCCUCAGAAAGGGGUGGAAUCCCGUAAGCUUCGACUUCUGUGGACAGUGGGGGGAGAUGACUCUUCCCCUGUGCGCUACUUCACCCUGCAGACAUUAGAGCUACCUGAUGGAGAGUGGAAGACCCACACAUCCUCCAUCGGUCAUAACAACACCUCCUGGGAUGUGGAUAGGCUGAAGCCAUACACCUCUUACAAAUUUAGAAUGAUGGCCACAAAUGAUGUGGGAGACAGCACCUUCAGCAGGGAAACUGAGCCAGUUACCACCCUGCAGGAUGCACCAGAUGAACCCCCUAUCAUUUUGAAUGUCAAACCUUCAACCACAACAUCUGUGAUUGUCCAGUGGCAGCCUCCCCAGGAGGGGACUGUCAAUGGGAUUCUUGUGGGAUACCGUGUGUAUUAUCGUGAGAUUUCACGUGAGAACACCCCAGCUGAACCAAAGAUGACAACCAACCAAUCAACAAUGAGUCCUGAGUUUAGAGCUAAGGGCACUUUUAAAACAGUGAGCAGCCCUUCAUUAACAGAAUUUGAAUUAACGCAGCUCAGCAAGUACAGACGUUACGAGAUUGCCAUGACAGCAUUUAAUGUUGUUGGAGAGAGCCCUUUGAGUAAACCAGUGGAGGUGUUUGUGGGAGAAGCAGCUCCCUCGGUGGCUCCUCAGAACAUACAGGUGAAAUCUGUGUCUGCUACCCAACUGGACAUCGAAUGGCAGCCUCCCCCGGUAGAGACACAGAACGGGAAUAUUCAGGGAUACAAGAUCCAUUAUUGGGAAAAGGACAAACAGAAUGAGACCGAGAUGGAACUGGUUUUGUUUGCUCCAGAAACAUCUGUACACCUGAAGAACCUGACAUCUUACACAACUUACCACGUGCAACUGUCUGCAUUUAACACAGCGGGGGAUGGGCCGCUCAGUGCAGCCCGGAAAGGACGCACCCUGCAGGCUGCUCCUGGAGCACCCAGUCAUGUGGUAUUUUCAGAGGUAACAGGUACCUCACUGAAUGUGUCAUGGGGAGUUCCUCUGCAGCCUAACGGAGUGGUGGAGGGCUACCGAGUGGUCUAUGAGCCCACCGCACCAGUUCAUGGUGUCAGUAAAACCGUAACAGUGGAUAUCAAAGGGAACUGGCAGCGCUGGCUGAAGGUUCGAGACCUGAUGAGGGGCGUAGUCUACCGAUUCAAAGUUCAGGCCAGAACCAUCGGUUACGGACCCGAACUGGAAGCAAAUAUCACCGCAGGACCAGUGGAGGGCUCGCCUGGUUCGCCCUUGCAGACGUCAAUCACAAAGUCAGCAUCAGCUUUGACACUUCAUUGGACAGAGGGUGCUGAAGGGGCGGGGCCUGUCACAGGAUAUGUCAUUGAAUCUCGUCCAUCAGAUGAAGGUUUAUGGGACACAUUUGUCAAGCAUCUCCCACCUGGAAGCUUCUCGUACACCAUUAGUCUGGACCGCCUACGCUCAGGUGUGGCCUAUGAAUUCCGUGUCAUCGCCGUCAAUAGCUUCGGCUAUGGGAAUCCCAGCCCACCUUCUACUGCCAUGUCUGCUCUGUCUGAAACGCCCUUCUAUGAUGAGUGGUGGUUCCUGAUCGUCAUGGCGCUGAUCAGCCUCAUUCUCAUUCUGAUGGUUGUGUUUGGUCUGCUAUUGCUCGGACAGAACAAGAAGUACAGGAGCUGUGGCACAGGAAAGCAUAUCUCUACUGUGGAAGAGGCUGUAACCCUUGACAACGGCGGCUUCACGGCACUAGAGCUGAACAGCAGACAUCUGAAUGUGAAAAGCUCUUUCCUCAAGAAGAAUGGAACAAGAUCUCCGCCACGGCCCAGUCCAGGUGGGCUCCACUACUCUGAUGAAGACAUCUGCAACAACUACAAUGGGGCUGUUUUAACAGAGAGCACCACCCUCACAGAGAAACCCACAGAGCUCUCUGAGUCCGAGGCAAGCGAAAGUGAUUACGAGGACGAGCAGCCCAAGCACUCGUUUGUCAAUCACUACAUGAGCGACCCCACCUAUUACAACUCAUGGAAGCGACAACCCAAAGGUGUGAAGCCUGGCGUAGGCUUCGAGGAAUGUGCCAUGACAGAUGCCGAGGGGGGUUAUUAUCAGACUGUUGUGACCCAGCACAGCGUAGGGGGCGUCUAUACCCCAACAGGGCAACCCGCAUCAGGAACACGCACUCCAGUGACUGGCUUCUCUUCAUUUGUCUAAUGAGCCAACCAGAUCAAAAUGAUGGGAAGCUAACAAACAGGAAGUGGAAACGGGACAAAUCGAACUUGGAUGUUGCGAUUGUUUUCAACGGCGAAGAAUGUUUUCCCAGAGACUUAUAAUGCUCAGUUCCCCUAAAAUGUGUAUUUAAGACCUCUCUUCAAAGAAGGGAGGGAAUUAAAGUAUCUUAUUUUUAAUGUGUUAAUCAUUUUUGGGCAGAUUUUCGAAGAUUAACCACAACCCCUAAGGAGCAGAGACUUUGCACUGUGAGACUGUUUAGCAAGAGGCGGUAUUAAUUUUAAAGACUCAAAGACCUACAAAGGAGGAUAAAGGAAAUUCCUUUGUUAUGAGUCCCCGUUCCAUAGCAACUCUCUGGGAUUAGUCGUAAUGUGUGGGCAAACAAACGCUUGAGUGAUUCAGUGAAUCACUUCCUCAGAAAACUCUAAUUGAAGUUGAAACAUCACCGUAUAUCUGACUUGUACAGUGUGUGGUAGACUGGAACAACAACGUGUUUUGUGUGUGUUUGUUCGUGUCGGGGGUGGGUGGCUUUGUUUUGGACAACAAGAAGCACUGAAAAUACUUCAUUUGCACACAUAUUGCUCUCUGAAACCAAAAGAGAGAUGUUGUAAUCGAAAAGUAAAGGAAAUGUGUGCUCGCAACAGAGUGAUUUCUUAGGUUAGCAAUACUGUAUGAUAAAUAUUCUGUAUGUGUGUAUAUUUUUAGGAUCAAUUUUGUACAAACAACGUUUUUACUGUAGAGUACAUUUGUGCCAAGUCGAAGUAGUUCCCUAGUGAUGUUCAUUUCAGCAAGUCACAAUCCACACUGUUUGUUUGACUGGCUUGCAGUGUAUGUACAAUUCAGUCACCCAGAGAACUAAAAAGAAAUGUUAGACAGUCCUAAUCCAAAUAGACACAGAUUUUUCAUCU
Molecule: messenger RNA, 7796 nt
Organism: Myxocyprinus asiaticus (Chinese sucker)
Lineage: Eukaryota; Metazoa; Chordata; Actinopteri; Cypriniformes; Catostomidae
Gene: sdk1b
Product: sidekick cell adhesion molecule 1b
Exons: 46
Coding region: 1-6873 (2290 amino acids)
Biological process (GO): cell-cell adhesion
Molecular function (GO): protein binding
Source: RefSeq, a predicted model, not a curated record